Aspergillus terreus NIH2624 is the source of this 2121-nucleotide messenger RNA. RefSeq names its product HET domain-containing protein. The transcript has 2 exons. NCBI's taxonomy places the organism in Eukaryota, Fungi, Ascomycota, Eurotiomycetes, Eurotiales, Aspergillaceae. Bases 1 to 2121 code for a protein of 706 amino acids. The record is from RefSeq and is a predicted model, not a curated record.
AUGGCCCUGGAGAAGCCUCCCCCCAAUGCACUCCGCUUCAUCAACAAUGGCAUGUACGAAGUCAUUCCCGACGAAGCCCUAUGCGACGAACAUCCUAUCGGCGCUUCCUCUGACGGCCUCUGUCUCCUCUGCCAGCACAUGGUGUCGCCGAUUUUUCUGGCGGUGCUUAGUGGCAACCUUGGCCCCGGCCGAUCCCACUUUAACCACCACCAGUGGGUGCAGCUGAAAAAAUGUGCUGCGCGAGACUGUCUUUUCUGCCGAUAUCUCGUGGCGCACUUCAUUGACGGCGAGGCCGAACUGGAACGCUACUCCACAACAGUCUUCUGGGAAGACGGGAAUUUUGCGCGCCAUCUACGUAUUCGCGCGCCAAAGUCCAGUCCCUACGAGCAGGGCCCGCUGGGGCCGUGGGCUAUUCGUUACCAUACACCGCUAGAUCAGCUAGAUUAUUAUGCCAAAUGGGCAGCGACGAUGUACAUCCAUCUCCAACCGUCGGAUGGCCGAGACAUCAGCGAAUACCUUGACGGUAAGAGCGAGGCAUCAGCGCGACGCAUCAAGGCCGCCUUGCGCUCAUGCUGCGAUUCUCAUCAAUCCUGUGGAACGCGAGACCCUCCUCUCCUGCCGCGUCGGGUCCUCGACGUGCAGGAGAUGCGGCUGCACAUAUCCCAGCCCAACCAGCGCGCCCAUUACACAGCCCUGAGCUACUGCUGGGGCGGGCAACAAUCCUUCACAACCACAACCAAGACGUACUCCUCAUUCCAGGACCGAAUUCUCCCUCAGGACGUGCCCCAGACCCUCCAGGACGCCGCCAUCGUCACCCGCCAGCUCGAUCUCCGCUAUCUUUGGAUCGACGCUCUCUGCAUCAUCCAAGACGACCCCCUCGACGUCGCUAUCGAAAUUAACUCCAUGACUGACAUAUACAAGAAUGCAACCGUCGUAAUCUCCGCCGAAGCCGCGUCCAGUGCGGGAGAAGGCUUCCUCUCGCAGCGACUUCCUUCUUCCGCCAUCGCAUUUCCCAUAAGUUACUUCUCCCUGUCCACCGAAGACCUGACCGUGUCCAUCACAGGACCGAGGCCAGAAGGGAAGAGAUAUGCAUACCUGGUCCCAACAGAUCCACGAACCCCAAGCGCCCUCUCCACGCGCGCCUGGAUCUUCCAGGAAUUCCUCCUCGCCCGUCGCCUCCUGAUCUUCACUCCCCACGGCCCGCUAUGGAUCUGCCAGCAGAAUCCCGAUUCCUCCUCUGACUUCAGUGUCACUGAUCACGAGCAGAAUUGGCUCUGGCGCAAAUACCGCGACGCAAGACAAGCCCUCUGCGAACUCUCCCAGCCCCCGCCCCCACCCCCAGAAAGGCACCCAACCGCUUUCUACCCGCAGCGCCUGAUCUGGUCAAAACUUGUAUCCACCUACGCCCCGCUCUUGCUAACCUACGCGCGCGACAAACUCUCUGCGAUCGCGGGUAUCGCGCGAGAGUUCCACUCAUGCACCGGGGAAACCUACGUCGCGGGGCUGUGGGCAACGGACCUCCUUUUGCAGCUGGGGUGGUGGCGCGACGAGCUGCACCACAAGCAGCAUCGGGUUCUGGAUGCAGAGAUGCAGAUCGUCCCCUUGCAGGCUGAUGUUGAUGGCCACGUGCCGAGCUGGUCGUGGGCGAGUCUUCCAGGGAAUGUCGCGGGUCUUAAUGUUCCACAUGCCUAUCGGUAUGAGGAGGAAACGGCACUGCGAGUGCUGGAGUGGCAGGUCGAACUAUUGCAUGCAGAGAAUCCCUUUGGGGCUGUCAAGGGUGGAUUCUUGCGCGUCGAGGGGUUUGUGUUUGACUUGACCUACUUGCAUAUUAACUGGAAUGAGACGUCGGGGACGUUUGCCUUUUUAGAUUGCGAUGGAUCACGGUACUUUCCUCGUGGUAGAGCCGAUUUCAAGGGGUUGUUUUUGGGGGAGACUCCGUUAGGGGCGGGGUGGGGAGGUGGCGCGGAUGCAUUGAUUAUUGACAAGGUGGAGGGAAAGGGAAAUGAGGAUGGAGAUGAAGUGUAUCGUCGAGUUGGACAUACAUCUUUGUCUUUCUGUGCCGGGGGCCGGCUGCAAACCAUGCUGGAGGGAUUGCAGAUGCGGCGAUUGGUUUUGAUAUGA